UUCUCGGCGAAAGAUAAAAGCGGUGCAAGAGACGAAAGAGAGGGACGUCGUUUAGCAGGAGGGCCCCACAGAUGCGGGGCCCGGAGGGGCCAGUCCGCGGCGGCGUGACGCGAUGCGGACGUCCUCCUCCUCAUCUCCGAGGAAGAGGAAGAGGAAAAACCUCUCGCCUCUCUACCCUAUCGAAGGGCUGCCACCCUUGGACAAUAGUUUUAAACGAUCGUUCAUCUUCCACGAUGCUCGUGUCCGACAUUCUACUCCGGUGUACCAGCGGUGCCUUUGGCCGGAAACGAACGGUUACGAACGGCGCGGGUCUCUCGAUAUCGAGGUUCAUCUGUCGGGGGAUGUUUUUGGGAACGGAUGCGGUGUCUGUGGCGACGGAAGUGCGACAAGCGGCGGGGGUGAGUGGAACGAAGGGCUCGAGCAACGCGGCGACAGAUCGAAAAAGUGUUUGGCGACGAUCGUCGUGUUCCUCGGACUUUUGUGCGGACAUUGGUGCUCCGUCGGGGCAGAGGCGCUCGCGGGCAGCCAGAAGUACAGCACGAGGACGGUUAGAACGAGAUACGGCACUUUACGAGGCGUCGAAGCCAGAUCCUCGACGUCCGUCGAGACUUAUUAUGGGGUCCCGUACGCCACGCCGCCGAUCGGAGCCCUGCGAUACAUGCCACCGGUCACACCGACCCCAUGGAGAGAUAUCAAAGUGGCGGACACCAUGCCACCCGCGUGCCCCCAGAAACCACCGAAACCAGACCCGAGCCAGCCACGGAACAAACGCGCCUAUCUCGAGAGGCUAGCGCCGUUGCUGGCCAACCAGAGCGAAGACUGCCUAUAUUUGAACCUCUAUGUGCCCAAACCUCCUCGUGGUAGUACCCCAGAUCUGUUACCAGCUCUUCUUCUUAUUCACGGUGAUUCCUAUUCGUGGGGUGCUGGGAAUUCUUUCGACGGGACUGCAUUGGCUGCUUAUGGACGUCUUAUCGUCGUUACCAUUAAUUUUCGCCUUGGUGUACUCGGUUUCCUGAAAACUGGUCCAAAGGGUAGUGCGCAAGGAAAUUAUGGAUUGAUGGACUUGGUGGCAGGACUUCACUGGCUGCAUGAAAAUCUCGGUGCUUUCGGAGGCGAUCCUGAUCGACUUACACUCUUUGGCCAUGGAACUGGAGCUGCGCUCGCCAAUUUUUUAGCCGUUUCACCCAUGGCGAAAGAGUUAGUCGAAAGGGUGGUUUUGCUAGGUGGGUCAGCUUUGUCACCAUGGGCUAUACAACGUGAUCCUUUAAUGGUGAAACGUCGAGUCGCCGAUCAGACCGGAUGUCCUAGUGACGUGGAAGCUGACGAUAUUGCACCGUGCCUUCGUUUGCGAAAUCUGGAAGAGCUUCUCGCGGUGCAGCUGGAUCCUCCGAGAUUCACUUCUGGAUUUGCUCCUUUCAUCGAUGGGGCUGUCAUGCCGCAACCUGUCAAUCAGAAUUUCCAGCCCACUGCCUCAUCGUCGGGACUGAUGCCCUUGGUACCUGGACCUGGCACCGAGUUCGCCAAUUUCGCCGAUCGAGAUUUGCUGCUCGGUUUAACGUCCGAGGAAGCUUGGGUCAAUCUCACCGACGAAGAUUUGAUGAACGGCCUGAACGAGACCCGGAGGGAUCGCAUCCUGCGCACCUACGUACGAAACACGUAUCGUUACCACCUUCACGAAAUUUACUCGACCCUCCGUAACGAGUACACGGAUUGGGAAAGGGGUGAACAGAGUCCAUCAGCGAUUUGCGAGGGUCUUCUUUCCCUCCUCGGGGAUGGUCAAGUUGCCGCGCCUCUUUUAAGGCUGGCUCUGCUGCACUCGGCCUCCGGGGGACGUGGUUAUUUCCUGCAUUUCCAACUUGGCGAUCGACCAAGUCAGAGGGGCGAGGAGGUCCCUUAUCUCCUGGGGAUACCUCUCCUUCGUGGAGAAGUCGUGUCCGUUUUGUUCGCCCCGACCAAUUACACUCUGGUCGAUGAGAACCUGUCUAAACUGCUGGUCCACUACUUGGCGAACUUUGUGAGACGCGGGUCGUGGUUGUAUCUGUUCUGUGCACGAUGCCACGGACGCGACGACACACCAUCCUGGGAGCCACCCGGCUGGAGAAAAGCCUGUCCCCAUCCAUUUUGUCCGAGCUACAGAAAAUUCGCUCGAGUCUUGUGUCUGUUCUUGUUGGGCCUACUGCUCUGGGGCAUUGUCUACACGAUAAUGGGCGAGACUGCUGCUCCUGGUGGACAACUCUUUGGCCUUGCUGUUCUUUGUUUAGCGGCACACUUUGCCGGGUGGUUGUUCUCGUUAACCACCCUUCCUGCGCUGAUCGGCAUGCUGAUUACCGGGAUUGUAUUUCAAAACGUCGGUUUGGUGCAUGUUGAGGGUGGUUAUAAUAUCGUCGUCUCCAAUCUAAGAAAAAUUGCUCUAGUCAUUAUCCUCACGAGAGCCGGGCUGGAUUUGGACCCAGGAGCCCUGCAGAGGUUGCGAAUCACCGUACCAAAAAUUGGUUUAAUACCCUGGACCGUUGAAAUGAUCGUAGUGGCUACAUUAACGUCGCAUCUCCUGGAUUUGCCAUUGAUAUGGGGUUUUCUUCUGGGAAGCGUCGUCGCUGCUGUUUCACCGGCUGUCGUUGUGCCUUGCCUCUUCAGGUUACGGGCUAAAGGCUAUGGGGUUGCCAAGGGUAUCCCGACUUUGAUCAUCGCUAUAUCCGGAAUCGACGACGCAGCUUCAGUCGCAAUUCACGGAAUCAUGAAAAGCAUUAUGUUCUCCCACGAUGCACUAUGGUAUCAAAUCCUCCAGGGACCUAUAUCCAUUAUCGGAGGACUUGGAUUCGGAGUAUUAUGGGGUUGGCUAGCAAAAUAUGUGCCUGAGAAGGGUGACCCGUUCGUGGUCCCCCUGAGAGUACUGAUGUUAUUAGGGGGUGGACUGGUGGCAGUAUUUGGAAGCGAGGCGAUCGAGCUUGGGGGUGCUGGACCCUUGGCUGUGGUUGCUGCUGCCUUUGUCAGCUGUUAUUUUUGGCAAAAACAAGGCUGGGAAGUCGAUGACAAUCCCGUGGCCACCGCGUUCGAGAUCUUCUGGAUGAUCUUCGAGCCGAUCCUGUUCGCCAUGACGGGCACCCAAAUCAGGAUCGACGAGUUGGACAGCAAGACGUUGUACCUGUCCCUCGGAUGCCUGUUGUCGGCCUUCGUGAUUCGGAUAAUCAUCACGAUCCUGGUGGGAGUGCGUUCGCAGUUGAACCUGAAGGAGAAGGUGUUCAUCGCGAUAGCCUGCAUGGCGAAGGCGACGGUGCAGGCUGCUUUGGCACCAACGACGCUGGACAAGAUCGACCCGAACAACCCGGAACAGGUGUACUAUGCAGAGACGGUGAUGACCGUGUGCGUGCUCUCGAUCCUGCUCACCGCUCCUUCAGGGGCGAUUCUUAUUACCCUGUUGGGACCGAAACUCCUGACGAAGACCACAGCGCCUAUGGUGCCCGCCGAGGGUUGGAAAGCUCGUAGACCCUCGAUUCGAGACAUCUCCAUCAUCAACGAGGACCCGGACCUCGAGGAGACCGCAAACGAGAGGAAACCUUGAGGCGAAAUGCCUGUGCGAAUGGCGCUCCGUCGAACGUGACCGUUUUUCCUUAUUUCGCUGUAGGUCUUGUGUAAUACCCGCGUCACGGGUUAAUUCGGAACCUCUUUUCUUUCGUGCUGAAUAUUCAUUGUUAACGUCGAGAGCUUUCGAAAUGCUGCCUUCGAAUUUAAGGAGUAUGCGUGCGAUAAUGGGUCACGUUAUUCCUGGUUCUUCUAUGUGCGCUGGGUCUUAAUGUGCUGGUUAACCUUAUUGAAUUAUGGCAUAUUUUUUAUGUUUGGUGGGUAGACUUCAAAAUUUGGGGGCUGGAGUAAUUGAAAAAUUGAAAAUUCAAAAAUUAAAAAAAUUAAAUGUUGAUAACUGAAUAGUUGAGUAACUGGAGAAUUGAAGAAUUGAAGAAUUGAAGAAUUGAAGAAUUGAAGAAUUGAAGAAUUGAAGAAUUGAAUAAGUGAAUCGUUGAAAAAUUAAAUAAUUACACAAUUGAAUCAUUGAAUAAUUGAAUCAUUGAGUCA
This is a messenger RNA of Megachile rotundata (alfalfa leafcutting bee), 4068 nucleotides long. RefSeq names its product neuroligin-1. The record is from RefSeq and is a predicted model, not a curated record. Lineage: Eukaryota; Metazoa; Arthropoda; Insecta; Hymenoptera; Megachilidae.